Messenger RNA from Phacochoerus africanus (Common warthog), 1865 nucleotides. RefSeq names its product prokineticin 2 (gene PROK2). The record is from RefSeq and is a predicted model, not a curated record. The transcript is spliced from 3 exons. Bases 65 to 391 code for a protein of 108 amino acids. NCBI's taxonomy places the organism in Eukaryota, Metazoa, Chordata, Mammalia, Artiodactyla, Suidae.
GCUCCGCGCUUCGUCCCGCGCGCCCCCAACGGCCUCGCAACUGCCUGCCAGGCCCGAGGUCGCCAUGAGGAUCCCGCGCUGCGCCCCGCUGCUGCUCCUGCUGCUGCUGCCGCUGCUGCUGCUCACGCUCCCCGCCGGGGACGCCGCCGUCAUCACCGGGGCCUGCGACAAAGACCCCCAGUGUGGUGGAGGCAUGUGCUGUGCUGUUAGUAUCUGGGUUAAGAGCAUACGGAUUUGCACACCGAUGGGCAAAGUGGGAGACAGCUGUCAUCCGAUGACUCGCAAAGUUCCAUUUUUCGGGCGGAGAAUGCAUCACACGUGUCCAUGCAUGCCUGGUUUAGCCUGUUCACGGACUUCAUUUAAUCGAUUUGUUUGUUUAGCUCGAAAGUAAUCACCUUAGAGGAGAAGCUUUAAAUGUGAACAGCCACACGGUGUCUGUAAAGUCUACUUACCUGUGAUUGUGCCAAACAAAUAAUAUGCCAGAAAGAAACGCUAUUGCUUCCUCAACUUUUCCAAGUAACAUUUCCGUCUUUGAUUUUUAAAUGAUGUUCUACUUUUUUUUUUAUUUGAAAAGGGAUUUAUCUUUUGGAUAGAAAUGUUAAGUGCAGGGUAUUAUGGAACGAGUUCUCAUUUCCCUGUUUGUGUUUUGGUUUGGCCUUUAAAAUGCCAGUAAUUCACCCAUUUUCACUAAAAUACAAAUGGGAAUUUGAUAUUUUGUUACAGAAAUUUUUUUUUUCCUUGAACACCCCCUACUCCCUGCCCUGCCCCACCGUACAACACACACACCACGCACACCUUGGUCUCUUUCCCUCACUCCUCUCAUUUUAUUGUUUGGGAUUACCAUCCCCGGCUUUCUAGCAUUUUAAAAUCGGGGUCUGCAUCCUUGAGUUUGCUGGCAGAAUCACUGAUGAAAAUCAAGCUUUUUGCCAAUACCUAAACAGUGAAGAGAAUGUAUAGUUGAACCAAACACCCCAAACGUCUCUUAUAUGGAGUGGAGAUGGGGUGCUUCUGACUUUGACUGAACCCGCCUGUGCACAUGGGUUUCAGGUCUGCUGUUUGACUAGUGGGAGGACAGAAACAAUGGAAAGUUAAAGUAAUUUAGUCCAGAUUUCUAGAUUUGGGAUUUUUUUUAAAAAGACCUUUCCAAUACAAUAUAUUUAUUUCUUUUUAUCAAGUUAAUUUUUUUAUGACAGUCUGCUAGUUAGAGAUGUUCUAAAAAAUGUCACUUGAAGAGGCAGUAUUGAUUUUAAUCUGGCAUCACACUAGUUACCAUUUUGAAAUCAUUAUAAGCUGUCUUUGGAACUUUAUUUGUAACCCAAAGGUCUAUUGUAAUGGAUUGCCCGACAUCCUGCCGUUUGUACCUGUAUCAAUAUUGCUGUGUGAAAAUUCUGUAUCAGAAUAAUGACAGUACUGUAUAUCAUUUGAUUUAUUUUUCAUAUUAUAUCCUUAUUUUUGUCACAGUUGUCAGUUUUUAUUACAAGCCAAUUUCUAUGUAGCCCACAGUUGAAAAUGGGUAAAGACUCCACAGUUGGUAUUACAGCACUAACAGUGUGUACAUUUUCAGUUUACAUCCAGGAAGGUUCUGUUUGCAUGAAUUUUAAGGUAGUACAAAAAUAAUGUAUAAAUCAGUGAGGUUUUGGAGCAUGAAAAUUGUGACAUGCGAAAGUGACUGGAAUCAGGAAUGAACCCAUGGGAUUUCACUGUCUUGGUUCAGCAAAUUGUUAUGGGGUGUUGAUCAUGGGUGGUUAGGCAAGGUGCUAGGUGCUAGCCCUCCGACACUGCCAGUGUAGCCUGGCCUUGAAAAACCCACCAAGUAUUGUAAAUGGAUUCAACGUUGCAAAUAAACAACUUCUGAAAUGCAUUUC